Messenger RNA from Moneuplotes crassus, 1063 nucleotides. NCBI's taxonomy places the organism in Eukaryota, Ciliophora, Spirotrichea, Euplotida, Euplotidae. The record is from the annotation of a GenBank genome assembly.
CACUAUAAAAUACCGAUAAGAGAACAUUAUGCUUAAAACUACAGAGACAACAAAUAUUUGCAAUAAUUCUAAGACCAUCAAUGAAGCCAGAAAGGCCUUGUAUGAUGCAGUCCUCCUUGAUGCUGGACUUUAUAAGGCUAACAGUACAAAACAAGUUGAUGAAGACCUGACGGAGAAAAAUGUCUUUAUUGACAGUUUUAAUUCGUUCGAAAUUGUCCAAAAUCUCACAAUUAAUGUCGGAAUUAGAACAGGCAAACCUGCAGCAGGAGUGGAUCUUAAGCUCAUCAACUCUAAAGAGAGAUUCAAAACCAGAGUAGAUGCUUUUAGCUUCCUUUCUAAGUAUUGGCUUCCUAUCAAUAGAUCGAAGAAGCUUCCUGAGGUUGCUAAAAGGUCACUUUCUCCACUUAAAAUUAUCUUUGAUUUCCAAGAAGAAGAGAUCUUUGAGAUCCCACCAGAAAGAAAUUCCAGAAAUAUCCAGAUUGAGAUAGGACAAUUCGAUGAAAGUCCACUAAAAAAAGUUCAGAGGAAAAGAAGAGUAAAGAGAACUUCUCGUAAAACAAGUGCUAAUUGCAACCAGAGCAAGAUCAUCAAAGGUCUUUCAUCAAUUUUGAGCGAGUUGGAAUCUCAAGAUGAUACUAAAGUAUCAGAUUACUGUGACAUCACAUCCUUAAGAAGUACUAAUUCCAGAAAGACUACCUCCAAAGGAAGAAAGUCAGGUACCAGAACGAAGGCUUCUAUAAGUUCAAAGUCCAUUGCCAGCAACGCUGGGUUGUUAAAGCCUUCCGUAAGAAAAGUGAGGGUUAAGAAAAACAGAAUUUCCAGCAUGAGUUAUGGCAAAAUCUGCCUCUCGACCAUAGUAAAAAGUCUCGAUGAGAUCUCUUCAGAACUCUAAACUCUUAAUCUCUUCGCUUAAGAGUACAUUGCUUUCGUGCAUCUAUAAUGGGGAAGACUAAGCUAUGAUCUCCAUCUAGAUGCAGGACAGUUUCAUUGUCAGAAGUGCUGGUGACUAUGGCACUUCUUAUAACUCCUAAUUUCUUUAAUAAAAUACGAUUUAACUAAAUUC